AGUCAUGGGGAAGGUAAUGCAGUUGGUGGAGGGUUUGAUAUGGGGAAAGCUGGUGGUGGAGGUAUGGAGUGGGAGAAUCGGCGUCAGAAUUGGCAUCGAAAUGAUGGAGUGCUGAAGUAUGUGAAUCCGAAAAUUGGAACUUAUGGAGUUACGCCGAAUGGAAAUGGGGGAAUGAUUCCUAGUGUGGGAAUGCCGUUUGGGAUGACGAGGUGGACGGCGCAGACGAGGGAGAACUUCAUCUCACAAUGUCCGUACAACGAUCUGGAUGAGUAUAUCCAUGGAUUCCAAGCUACGCAUCAGCCGGCCAUCUGGAUGGGGGAGAGUGGACAGGUCGUGCUGAGUCCUGGACUGGGAAGUCCACAACCACUGUUUGAAAAGAGAGCGAGAAAGUUCAACAAGGCAGACGAGGUUUCUACUCCUUACGUCUACGAGGUGUCGAUGGAUGCUGCGGCUGUAGAGCAAGGGCAAAAUUUGACUGAGAGUAUUUACAGCCCUGUGCCGGGAGGUGCUCAGCCUGUACCGGAUGAUGUCAAGGAGGGUACGAAUGGAAGAGUCAGGAGAAGCGAAGGCGAUCUGCAAGUUGCGCGUGCGGCACAAAAUAGCAUUCCCUCUGCGCAGUCUGAGGCUGCGGGCAAGAUCAAAGUGGCCAUUACUGCUACUGAUCACGUGGGACGAAUGCUCAUUGAUUUCGGGGAUCCGGAAGGACGAAGUGCUUUUCCUCAUGUCUUUGUGCAAGCUACUCGCAAGAACUGGACCGGAGAGAUCACACUCGAUCGGAAACGACAAGAGGUCUAUGGACGAAAUCCUCAGCGGCAGGAUUAUGCCCUUGGGCCGCUGCCGGCAACGAACUUCAGUGGCUAUUUUGUCUCUCGAUUCUCGGAACCGUUCGUUUCGGGUACUGUCUAUGUUGGUGAUAAGAAGCAGUCCGGAAUCAUGGACGCUGAGGGCCGCUUGUUGAAGCAAGCAGAGCAUGUUGGUGCUUAUCUUCGAUUCAGCAAUCGGCAACGAGUGGUUGAAGUCCGUACAGGCGUUUCAUUCGUUAGUGUCGAGCAAGCGAGAUACAAUCUGGACCUGGAAGCACCAUACACGAUAUCUUUCGACCAGGCUGUUGAGAAUUUGAAACAUGCAUGGCUCGCAAAGCUGGGGAGAGUGACCAUUGAAGGAGUCAACACAACCGACAGCGAGCACGAUCAACGCACGAUCUGGUACACGGGUCUCUUUCACGCGUUGCAGUAUCCUUCUGACUUUGCGGAAAAGGCGAGGGGCUGGACGAGUGGGUUGCGGAAGUUUUACAGUGGCUAUACUGAUAGCAUGCAUUCAGCCAAGGACUCCUACUACCAGUCGUGGUCCAUCUGGGAUACAUUCAGAGCAGAACACAGUCUGCUCACGAUGUUCGCGCCGGAGAGGGUCAAUUCCAUGAUGCGAUCGCUGGUCAGGAUUUAUGAAUGGGCAGGUCGUUUGCCGAUGUGGGCGAAUGUCGUCGAGACGAACAUUAUGAUUGGCACGCACGUGGAUGCUGUAAUUGCUAAUGCGUUGGCCCGAGGCUUCAAGGAUUUCGAUAUCAAAACGGCCUGGGAAGCUGUGAAGAAGAAUGCUUAUGAGCCGCCGAUAAAUGACACAGAGCUGUUGUACUACGACCGAGAAGCCAAUACUCCGGACGAAGUCAGAGCAGGCCUUACAGCCUACAUGGAGAAAGGCUAUGUUUCAAACGACCGCUGGGCGGAAAGUGCUUCACGAACUCUCGAUUACGCAUUCGAUGACUAUGCAGCUGCAAUCGUCGCUGAACAUGCAGGCGACCAGAAAACUGCCAGAGCCCUCCAUGAACGAAGCAUGAACUACCGCAACGUCUACAAUUCGGCAACGGGCUUCAUGGAAGCCAAGAAUGACAACGGCACCUGGGCUGGCCGCGACCAAGGUUGGACAGAAGGAGACGACUGGAUCUACACCUUCAACGUCAUGCACGAUCCUCUUGGUCUCGCAGACCUCAUGGGCGGACGCGACAAAUUAAAGACUAAGCUUGACGAGUAUUUCAACGACGGUCACAACGAUCACACGAAUGAGCCUUCGCAUCAUGCAUCUUACCUGUAUGCUGCAAUCGGAUACCCGGAUACGACGCAAACCCUCGUACGAGACAUCGCUACACAGAAUUACAAUGCUACGUCCGCUGGACUGAGCGGCAAUGAAGAUCUGGGGCAAAUGAGCGCGUGGUAUGUUUUCACUGCGUUAGGCUUUUAUCCUCUGAAUCCGGCGAGCGACGAGUACGUUGUCGGGGCACCAUUCUUUGAGAAUGUGACGAUCAGGAUCCCUGCAGGUGCAACAACAGGAGGGAGAGGUGGGAAAGAGCACGCUUUGUCAAUUCUGGCGCCUGGAGCGACGAAGAUGCCAUUUGUCAGAGGUCUGAAGGUCGAUGGACGAGUCGUGGAGAAGCCGUUGCUAAGACAUGGGGAGAUUGUGGGCGCGAGUAAGAUAGAGUUUGAUAUGGCUGAUAGUCCGCAGGGAUGGGGUCGAUGGUAACAGGAUAAUCUUGCAUUUUCGGAGGUACGUCCUUCUAUGUAUAG
This is a messenger RNA of Cercospora beticola, 2558 nucleotides long. RefSeq names its product GH92 family glycosyl hydrolase. Gene Ontology annotation, molecular function: peptide-N4-(N-acetyl-beta-glucosaminyl)asparagine amidase activity; carbohydrate binding. The record is from RefSeq and is a predicted model, not a curated record. Lineage: Eukaryota; Fungi; Ascomycota; Dothideomycetes; Mycosphaerellales; Mycosphaerellaceae. Gene Ontology annotation, cellular component: cytosol; nucleus. Gene Ontology annotation, biological process: protein quality control for misfolded or incompletely synthesized proteins; protein deglycosylation; carbohydrate metabolic process.